GUUCGUUUGUCUAGUGGCCUUUUGACGCCUGUGACAGUAUGACGUACUUCGCUGGCACCUUCUUUCAACCAUAAAUUUAACGAAAGAGAGAAAAUGCACUGUCAUGUUGAUAAAAGAACCCAAUUCUACGAUAUAUUGUUUCAUAGGCAAGUGUUUAAAGUCCUAGUAGACAACAAAUAGGCCAGCCGAGACUUUACAGUUAAUGAAAGCAAAAUAAGCCUUAAUGGACAUUGCAUAAUUAUAGAUCAGAGUUUUAAGAGCUAAGUGAAAUCCUGUACACCCUUUUUCCAAAGAGGAAAUAGACCUAAACAAACGUUUAUCUUGAAAAGACAUUUGGUGUGAACUGAAGGUCAUCUUGAGGUGAAGUUUACUGUGUCUUUCCUGUUGACUACCAAAUAAUAGGCCCCCUUCUGUAAUAUGCAUGAGGAAAUAGACCUAAAGAAGCUUUAGUUUAUCCUGAAAAGACCUUUAUUGUGAACUGAAGUAACUUGAAGGCGAAGCUCAGUAGUCGUAGGCCUGCAGCCCACCAAAGAAUAGGCCUUCUGUUAUAUGCACGACUGACUUGAGUGGAUUUUCUCCCUUUUCUGCCCUCAUAUACAAGAAAGAUCAAGAGGGCUUUCGCUUAGAUAUCUCACAAAGUAGCUUAAAUAAGGAGGAACUUCGGUGAACUUUUGCGAACUAAUUGUGACCAAGGUGUGAACCAUGUCUGUGAUGAAUCUGAGCGUGGGCAGCAGGUCUGUCGUGACCUCACCUGUGACCACCUUUUCUCCGGUCAUUAAGACCAUCAAGGUGAAGUCCAGUGACCACUUCUUCGAGUUUAAAAGCGUCCUAAGGGAUGUGCACAGAGUCCUUAAUAAUACAAACUUGCCCGCCCCGGUGCCGCCCCUGACCCCUGGCACCACCAAGAAGAUGACCGACGCUCUGCGGGCGUCUUUUGCGUCUUGGGAGAAGGAACGAGAGAAACACAAUAUCACCAAAGAUCCGAAACAGUGGUCUGAAGAUCAUGUCCGCCAGUGGCUGAUGUGGGCCAUCAAAGACUUCAGCCUCGAAGGUGUUUCCGUGCACGAGUUCCAGAUGAAGGGGAGAGACCUGGUGGGGAUGGGAAGGGAGUCCUUCCUAGCUCGCACGCCCCCCUUCAUGGGCGAUAUCCUUUGGCAACACCUCGAAUUCCUACAAAAAGAUGUGGAGGAAGAAUCGGCAUCGCUGGCACUCGUGCCUCCCAACUUCCACGAAUACGUGCCGGACUUCAAUGAGUUCCUGGAGGGGUAUGGAGGCCCCCUGCCCGAACACCGCCUCAACCAAGUCCUCACGGCAUCCUCGCCGCACGUCCCCCCGCCGCCGCCUUCGUCGUCGUCCAUUCCUUCGUCAGCGCUGCCCUCACAGGCGUCGGUCCCAUCCACCGCAGUGGUGUCGUCGGCCACCACGACGCCCGCCCACACCACAUCGCCUUCUAUCACGUCGUCCAGCACGCCCCACGCCCCUCCACCUUCACAGACGCUACAGUAUCUCGAAGAAAAGAGAAGGAUGGUCUGGAGUAGAAACGGUGGCUAUGCAAGUGCGGAGAGUAUGGGUGCUGUAAGUGAACCCCCUUCUGAGGGUUCCCCCGGAGGCUUUGUUCCCCCUGCAUACAGCGAAGUGGAUGGAGAUGCCUAUCAUACCCUGCCAGACUCCCAUCAUGCUGCUUCCCACUACUUGGACCCUUCAGCACAUGAUUUCUACAGUCUUCAUGACAAAUACAGGCUUUCUUACUUUAAGUACCAGCAGCCCACGCCCACUCACCGCUACCCACACGAAUAUCCUGAGGGUUACUCCACUCCUCAUUACGACCCACAAUUUCAGACUGUCCCCCAGGCAUUGCCAGAACCUUGGGCAACAGCAGCAGCACAGGGUCAUGACAUGACACAAGUACAUACAGGUGUUGGAGCCCCAACGCUGGCACAUUAUCUUCCUACGAGGUCCGAAGUUGCUACACCCGACACUAAGCCGCCACCUGGUCUGUUAGGUCCAAGUUCUGCAACUUUGGGAUAUCAGACAGGAAAUGGCGGCCCUUGCUUUACUGGAUCAGGCCCUAUUCAGCUUUGGCAAUUCUUGCUUGAGCUACUCACUGACAAGAAGCAACAGCAAUAUAUAUCAUGGACUGGUGAUGGCUGGGAGUUCAAGCUUACCGAUCCUGAUGAAGUUGCUCGCCUUUGGGGAAUGAGGAAAAAUAAACCCAAAAUGAAUUAUGAAAAACUCUCUCGAGGUCUUCGCUAUUAUUAUGAUAAGAAUAUUAUCCACAAAACAGCCGGCAAACGUUAUGUCUACCGCUUCGUCUGUGACCUCCAGACACUCAUUGGUUACUCUCCGGAGGAACUUCAUGCAAUGGUUGAACUCAAGCUGGAAAAGAAAGAUGAUGACUGAAUGACAGUGCCUGGGGAGAGUUACCUGUUAUGAGGAGUAAAAUACAUUUUAUAGCCUCAGACCUUCUUCCCUUCCUUCUUCCAAAGAGUUAAAGUAGACUUUGCUUUUGUCUGACUUUACAUGAAGGAAGCUACUUCAGAUGUUACAGUGAAGUAUGUUCAUUUCAUAAGAGAUAAGGUUUGCAGUUGCACAGUUUCUUCUGCAUUAAAGUACCUUAGAGUCAGACCUUAUUGUUUAUGAGAAUUCAAGAGAACCCCUUAUACCAGUUACUGUCAUAUGUUCAGUAUGUCAGACAAACAAUCAUGUUAAUACAGAAAAGUUCAGUUUGUUAAAUGGCUGUAUGACUGUGUAUUGGUAGACGAGUCCUUGUCAGUAGCGGACCAUUUAUUAGCUUUUUCUAUUUUUGUAAAUAUUGUAGUGUAUGCCAUUGAUGUCGGGCAUUUAGAUUAGAGUUUAUGUUGUGUAUAGUAAGAUGUGUGUGGAGAAUGUCUGCCAUUAUAUGUCAGUGCACUUUGUGUUGUUGUCUGCUCUAAGUUCUUGUAACCAGCCAUUUGUACCUGUAUUUCUUCUCUGCACAAGACCCGACUAUAAUAUAGUCUAUUUUUAGUUAUGGACUAGUGAAGAGAAUUAUGGAGAUAACAAAAUGAGUGCUUUCAAAACUACAAGUGCUAUAUAUUAGUGUCAAAUUAGUAUGAGCCACAAAAAGUGGCUGAGUUUUAUUUUUGCAUAUAUAUAUCUCAUGAGUAAUGAUGGUCCCUUCACUUUCUGUCAGUGAUCUCCUGGCAACUUAAGUAGCCAAAUGAGGAAACUUUUUACCAGUAAUAAUGUUCAAGGAUUUGGUACGAGUGCAUUUUGCAGGUUCCAAAAUUUGUGAGGGUGCCUUACUGAAAAUUUGUCAGGGAUCUGAUGCUGUUUUGGAAAAAACUAAGGUUGCAUUAAGAAAACUAAGUAAAUCCCUUGUGCCUUUUCGCUCUUGAAAUCCCACAUUUAAGGUCCACACAGGUUAGGUAACCAGGAGUGUUGAUAGUUAAAAAUUUGAUAAGCAUGUGUAGGUUUGUGAACAAUGAGAGCACAAAUGAAAACGCUUAUGUUGUAUGUCCUUUCGAGCAUUUUCCAGUUUCAUCUGUAAAAUGCUCACGUUACUGUAGAGUGGGUUGGGGAUUAUUUGGAAAUGGAUCCUCUGUUGGAAGAAUACCAGGUUGUAUUUUAUUGAACUGUGAUGUUUAAAAAAAAUAAAAAAAAAGAAAAAAAUGCAUUUUUGGGGAUCAUAUUUUCUUUUGAAAUGUUAUGUAGUGCGAAUCAUGUUCUCCAUGUUCUACUGUGACUAUGUAAGGUGUUCUGUUGUUAUUUGUGAUACCUUGUUAACAUUAUGACCCGUUGGAUUUUAUUGAAUUUUGAAUGAGACAAAUCAUGUUGGUAGACGAAAAAAAUUGCAGUAUAUCAUGUGAAAUACUGUAUAUUCUACAUGCCCUUUUCAGGAUUUUCAACAAGUUUUAAUUUACAUCCUUAGUCAAAUCAUUAACUGAAAUUUUUACCAUGCCCAGUGUUCAAUAUUAACAUUCUACAUAAAAGGCUCAUUACCUGUCCUUGCUUCACAAAGCCGUCCCAACUUUGCGUUCAAGUACCACAAGUGCCAAGUUUCUGAUUGGAAGAGCUAUGAGUGUUUGAUGAAUAUUCAUCUGUGAUGUUGCUUCUGCUAAAAUAUUUUUUGAUCAAAUUUAGCCUACCACUUAUUAGGGCAUGAACUAAUACCGAGAUUAAAUUUUGAAAUACAGUAUAUUUUUUGUUUAAAAGAAUUACAAAUCUUCAUGAAAAAUAUGCCAGGAAAGGGUUACCAGUAACUGAACUAUACAGUAUAAUAAUGUACAUUGCUUUGGUGCUUCUACUUUCUCAACAAAGCAGAUUAUAUACAUGGUAGUCUUUCCUUCCUGAAAAACCCAUGAUGCCUAACCAAAGACUGUAUUUUUGGUACUGAAAAUUUUCUCUAGCAAAUUUAGAUGAACAGUUUACCCAAAUAUAAAUAUUAAGAUAGUUAUAAUAGCUUUGUUCAUAUGCUUACAUAGAGCAGUUUGUACUGUACUACAUAGUACUUGCAGCAUUCUACAAAAUAUAAAGAAAACUUCCAAGUAGAAUACUUAAAAGUUCUUCCGAUAUCUUCCAUUAUGUCAUAAAAAUUUCACUUAUAGACUGAAGGGCACAAGAUACAGUUUCUGUACUUGAUUUUUUCAGUGAUUCCUGACAUGCCAUCUACAGAUAUUUUCAAGUCCACUGACCGUUGCUUACAAAUGUGUUGAAAUCUGAAGAAAUAUAAACACUGCUUGUUUUUUCAGACACUGGUAUUAUUAUUGAACAACUGGUAUUAUUAUUGAACAAAAGAUCUUUUCUGAUACAAGUACUAUACUAAUAUACUUAACAUGUAAUUGAAAUGGAGUUAUCCUCAGUAAUAAACAAGUAAUAAACACCUUUAGAGAUGAUGUAACCCCCACAGCAUAGUUGUCUUUGCAAUAUUGAUGUGUAAUUUUCAUCAUCGUCAUUACCCGUACUAUUGUAUUAGUAAGGUGCCUGAAAGCAGAAAUUGUCAAACCAGUAGUUUUGUCAGGAAUCUAUUUUCUUCACCCCCAUUUGAGAGCUGUAUGCAUUGGUAAUGAUGACUUGUUUUGUUUUGCCAGCAAAUCGUGUAUUUUACAUUUGCAACCGAAACAGGUGCUGUUACCAUAAGUUCAGCUGCAAUGAUGCCAAAAAUUACCCUGCAUCAUUACCUAAGGCCAAAUUUUCAUAUUUAUUUUUAUUUUUAUCUUGUUUCCUCACAUUAUGGACUUGCAGUGUAAAUAGAUGUGUCUUUAGUUUAAGAUUUUUUUUUAAUGUUGAUUAAGCUGUAUGUUGGUCAUGCAUUUCCAAAGUACUGUAUGUAAUUAUAAUUUGAUGCUUUAAGCUCUAGUUGUAAUGCUAUUUUACAUUUAAGUUAUAAAAAUUAUAAUUUUUGUCUACCAAAAAGAAAUGAAAAGUAUAAAUGUUUUGCAUUAUUUGAGCAAGCAGCGAGCCUGCAUUUUUCUAUUGUGCAAAAACUUAAAACUCCUGGCCAGACUUGUCAUGAAUAGUGACAAUAUUAAAUUUGAAUCUCAGUGAACAGUUUAUCCAAAUUUUUAUUCUUCUUAAUUCCAUAAAUACGCUGUUGUAUAUACAGGAUGUAUAAAAAGCUAAAAAUAAAACAAUGAUUGA
Macrobrachium nipponense is the source of this 5619-nucleotide messenger RNA. Its product is annotated as protein c-ets-1-A-like. Gene Ontology annotation, molecular function: sequence-specific DNA binding; DNA-binding transcription factor activity, RNA polymerase II-specific. Gene Ontology annotation, biological process: regulation of transcription by RNA polymerase II; cell differentiation. Lineage: Eukaryota; Metazoa; Arthropoda; Malacostraca; Decapoda; Palaemonidae. The transcript is spliced from 8 exons. The record is from RefSeq and is a predicted model, not a curated record. Gene Ontology annotation, cellular component: nucleus. The coding region runs from base 703 to 2400 and encodes 565 amino acids.